Schistocerca piceifrons (Central American locust) is the source of this 1919-nucleotide messenger RNA. Its product is annotated as putative zinc metalloproteinase C607.06c. The record is from RefSeq and is a predicted model, not a curated record. The transcript has 4 exons. NCBI's taxonomy places the organism in Eukaryota, Metazoa, Arthropoda, Insecta, Orthoptera, Acrididae. The coding region runs from base 120 to 1853 and encodes 577 amino acids.
GAGGGAGGCGUGGAAAGGCUCAAUUAAGUGACAAGUAGUAAAGGCUGCAGGUCUAUUGUAUGUGAAAUAUGCAUGUGUCGCUAGUAAUUUGAGUUCAUUUAUUAGUGACUUUGUAGGCUAUGCAUCUCGAUUGCGAGAUGGAGAAAGUAAAUACUCAGGGAACAGGGAUUAGUACUUGUAAUAGUGCAGAUCACGAUAUCUUUGUCUCCAAUCUGCAAUGCGGAGAAGUAUUGUGUUAUUCUGUAGUUCUUAUUAAAGGUGGAGUAACCAAUAAAAACAAUAGUCUGUGUGUUCCUCAAAACUGUAAAAUAAAACAGUUUAACAAUUUUUCGGGCUUGUCUAAAACAACGCAAUGGCCUAUUAUAAAUUUUAGGUUCAAAUGCUUGGUUGAGUUAAGUUUAGAAGAAAAUGAACUCGUUGUAGAAUGUUGUGGACGAACGUUAGAGUUAAAACUUCAUUACAAACCUAGGAAAACAUCACUUUCUGUUAUUCCGCUUUAUAUCGUAUGCCAUGGUCACGACGGUAAAUUCCAAGCUCCUGCCGGCGUUGAAAAUUCAAUCAGAAGUGCUUGCGAAAGAAUAGCACUUGGAGCUAAAUUAAUUCAAACGGUUAUUGCAGAGAAACUGUAUGACUGUAAUUUUGGUCGUAAGACUUUUCAACUUGAAACAGACAUAGACCCAUCAGCUCCGGACUGUGUAACUUUUCACAGUCAACUUUCACACGAAAAAGCGCGAAAAAUGAACCCGCAUGAACUGUGGGAACACUUUGGGAGAGAACUAAUGAUGUCUUCUCUUGGUAGCAAUAAUCGAAAGUUUUUGGCAUUUCUGUCAUGUACUCGGUACAACCCACCAACUGAUGGAACUGUUCCAAAUACAUAUACAGAAAUGCUAUCUGCAAUGGAGGCUCAUGUUGCUCUGGGAGGUGGAGGACUCGCUAUUUUCGGCAGUGCAUGUUUAUAUACUUGGGCUAAGACAGUGGAAGAUGUUCUACCAUACUUGACAAAUCAGACAAAAGUAGAUUCAAAGUACUUCAUGGAUGACAGCUGCUAUAGGGGAACAUAUGGCAGCUGUUUUUCAACCACACUGGGAUCAGCUUUACAUGAGCUUGGCCACACCUUUGACUUAGGUCACUCUUCUGAUGGUAUAAUGGGAAGAGGAUUUGAUAACAUUGAUUUGGUUUUUACUGUGCCCAAAAAUGAUAAUGAAAACAGGACUUCUAGCAAAACAUGUGCACACAUUGCGAAACCAGUUUUCAGGGAAUUAUCACAGAAUUCUACUGUCUGUUUAACAAGAUUGUUACAGGUUUCAUAUACAGUAACACCCCUAGAAGAGAAACUGAAGCAGAAACAGGAGAAUAUAAACAGGAGAGCAGAUUUUAAUAGCACAGAGAAUGUACACAAUGCUAAACUACAUGGAACUGACAAGAAAUUUGCCAGUCAGAGUGGCAAUAAUUUUGAGAAGACAAACAGCUUACAGAACAAGAAACCAAACUACACUACAGAGAAACUGAUGGAUAUUUCUGAUCAUACAUAUUGGUCAAAAAGUUGUGCAGCUCUACUAUCAUACCAUAGGUGGUUCAAUGACUAUACGGAUAAGUUUUCUGGAGAAUUGGUACUGGAUUCAGUUAGGAAUGUAAUAGAGUCAUCUGUUGGUAUCAGAGUGGUGGAGAUUCGUGAUGGCUCUGGACAGAUUCUCUGUGACUGGCAGUUUCUAGAGGAAAAGAAAGUAACUGAAUUUGCACUGCCAUCUGAAGUAUAUUCUGAGGCUGGUCAGCUUUUAGUUGCAGAAGAUUCUGCAGGAAAUAUCUUGAAACAUCCAUUGCCAUUUUAUGCAGUUUCUGCGUCAGUUCCUUAAAAAUUAAUGUGCUUUUCUUUAUUUAUUUUUAAUACUGCCUUUGAAUAAAUCUCAACUCAAACCCCA